AUGCCAAUAUUAAUCUCGCAGAGGGGCCUGUUUUUCGGUCUUUUCUUCGCAAUCUUCGCCAACGCACAGACCUGUGAAAAUUACGGUCUACCCAACGAAUCCUCCUGCCAAUGCCCAACAGGUUUUGGAGGCGCGACAUGUUCACAGCCCGGGUGCGGAGGGACAAUCUUUCAAGGGACGCAACGUCCUCUCGCUGCUUCACCAGGCAGUUUCGCAAACUUGACCGCUGCAGGCUGCUCCUGCACUAGCGGAUGGAUCGGGACUGGGUGCAACGUUUGCCAGAGUGCGGACGCAUGCCAGAGCGGUUUUGCAUCCACUGGCACCGUGGAUGCCAAUCCCACGACCUUGGGAGCUCAAGGCAACGAGACCAUGACCUGCAAUACAGAAGCCCGGGUAUACGCUUCUAGCCAGAUGAGCUGUCGCGUCGAUAACCCAACUCUACGAGCCCUCUACCCCCUAUCAUCUACAUUGAACAUCCAAAGAACGCUCCAGCCAACCCUCAGCCCCAUACCUAACACGACGUCCUUCGGUUCGGCCGGCAGUGCCUUUGCCCAACUGUUCUACGACGGCGUAGAACAAUUUUAUUGCCAAGCGAACUCGUGCGUCCAAGACCUCGGGACGACAGCUAGUGGCAGCGCGAAUUGGGAAUGCCAAAACCUCCAAUGCACAUGCAGGCCUGGAGCAACGUUUUGUGGUGGUGUUCCCGCCACUGAUCUCACGAGAGCAAUCGAUGGCUUGACAGGGACGCUCAGCAUUAACUGCGGUGCCGUUGAUGCCUCAACUGGAACCGCGACGUGCAAUUUCCAACAAGCAACUUUGCAAGGCCUUUUCGGAGCGAAUGGACUGACGCUCAAUGGGUGCACGUUCGGAGAGUGCGUACGGCAGAAUGUGAUUGAUGGUGCUGGUGGCGGCACCAACUCGACGAGUACAGCUGCGGAGUCGGCUCAACCUCUGAGCAACGGGGUUAUCGCUGGGCUCGCUGUCGUCGGCGGCUUGCUUCUCUUGUCCUUGCUACUGCUUGCCCUCGGCCUAAGGACGCAACGGCUGGCAAGGAAGAACGCAGCCGAGUACGAGAAGAACAGGGUGUCGUUGGAGUGGUCUUCUCUCAGCUACAUCCUUCCUGGUGCAGGCAAGAAGGGCGCAUUAUUCGGCCUGUUUGGGAAACGAAAAGGCAGCGAAUCGACUGAUGUCAACGACGACAAAGUGAUCUUGGAUAAUGUCAGUGGAAAGGUUAAACCCGGAAAGAUGAUGGCGAUCCUUGGACCAAGUGGUGCUGGAAAGACAACUCUCGUCGAAAUCCUUGCCGGCAAAUCAAAGUCAGGCAUCGUCUCCGGAACCUUCGGUCUGCUCUCCAACUCUACGUCCUCCAAUGCAGACGAUGCCCCUCGUAUCGGCUUCGUCCCACAACAAGAUAUUCUCCCAGCCACCCUGACCGUAUUCGAAGCUCUCCUCUUCGCAGCACGCCUCCGACUGCCAGAGUCGAUCCCUGACGUUGAGAAGAGACGACGCGUCGACGUCCUCCUCGAGAAGCUGGGUAUUUCGUCGAUCAAGGACCAGAGGAUUGGAGAUGUGUCCAGCGGCGGUGGAAAGGCACGGGGCAUUAGUGGUGGCGAGAUGAGGCGGGUGAGCAUUGGACUUGAGCUAAUUGCUGAGCCGGAUGUGCUAUUACUGGAUGAGCCAACGAGUGGGCUUGACUCGGUGUCAGCGAAGAGGGUUGCGGACGUGUUGGGUGCGAUUGCGGAGGAGGGCACGCCAAUUGUGGCUUCAAUACAUCAGCCGAGUUCACAACUCUACCACAAAUUCGACCUCGUCAUGCUCCUCGCUCAUGGACGCGCACUCUACUCUGGCCCAGGUGGGUUCGCACCCGCCGACUACUUCUCAGGUAUCUCCCAGUCCGGUUCGGUCGCGAUUCCGCCGUACCAACAAGGCUACAACGUCGCCGAGUACCUGCUCGAGGUGGCGAACGACCCCCCGGUUGGCCUGUUCCAGGCGCAGGUGCAACAUCAGCAACAGCUGAAGGAGCAAGAGCAGUCGCAUGGGACAGGCACGACAGUGGGCACGAGCGAAGUCGAUGGGCAGUCCCAAGAGGAGAAGGUCAUGGGGUCGCCCGACAUCAACAAGUUGGGUAAUGGCGGUGCUGCGAAGACUGUACGCACGAAGGCACGGACGGGAUACGCAACUACGUUCUUGACACAAUUUGAGUACCUGUGUGGGAGAGAGUGGAAGAACCUAAAGCGCGAUAAGACCCUAUUCUUGACGCAUGUGGGUGUAGCUGCUGUGCUUGGGGUGUUCUGUGGUGGCCUGUACUUCAACACAGGCAUCACGAUCGCCGGCUUUCAAUCGCGUGUGGGGUGCUUGUUUUUCCUUGGUGCCUUGAUCGCCUUCUCUUCCCUCAGUGCUCUGUACAACAUGGUCGAAAUUCGACCGCUUUUCCUGCGCGAACGUUCUAGUGGUUACUACAGCCCGACAGCAUGGCUCCUCUCUCGUUUCUUCUUCGACAUGAUACCCCUCCGACUGAUACCCAACAUUAUUGUUUCAACUAUCACUUACUGGAUGGCCGGCCUCGCAAGCGACCCGGCCAACUUCUUCAAGUUCCUGCUCAUCAUCGUGCUCUACAGCUUGGCCAUGACUCUAUUUAACUUCCUCCUUGGCACCCUGUUCCAAAACGGCGGCAUCGCUAUCCUGCUCUCUGCGCUCUCAGCUCUAUACCAAAUGACGUUCGCUGGCUUCUUCGUACACCUCUCCGACAUCCCGCCCGUCCUGCGUUGGCUCCAGUGGUUCGCGCCGCUCAAGUACACUCUCGAGGCACUCUCAGUCAACGAGGUCGACUCAGGCCUCAUGAUCGAAGAUUCGCUCCAGGGCGUUCCCGUCAGUAUUUCAGCGAGUUUGAUAAUGAAUAUCCUCUUCGGUUUCGGGUUAGACAAUUACUAUCGAGACGUACUUAUUCUCGUUGGGUUCAUUGGGGGCUUCGGUGUCGGCGUCAUCGGCGUUGUAUGGUUCAGCGUUCGGGAACGGAGAUAA
Messenger RNA from Cyclocybe aegerita, 3021 nucleotides. NCBI's taxonomy places the organism in Eukaryota, Fungi, Basidiomycota, Agaricomycetes, Agaricales, Hemipholiotaceae. The record is from the annotation of a GenBank genome assembly.